Anthonomus grandis grandis is the source of this 1307-nucleotide messenger RNA. RefSeq lists its product as uncharacterized. The record is from RefSeq and is a predicted model, not a curated record. Gene Ontology annotation, molecular function: calmodulin binding. NCBI's taxonomy places the organism in Eukaryota, Metazoa, Arthropoda, Insecta, Coleoptera, Curculionidae. The coding region runs from base 88 to 1239 and encodes 383 amino acids. The transcript has 3 exons.
GACAAAAGCGUCUUAUUUUUGUCAAAUAUCUUGACACUUUAAUAUUAUAUUGAAUAUACUUUAUUAAUAUAUUUAAACUUAUUUAAUAUGAAUGUGACACUCCAAAGGCACUGCGCUCGAUACAUUUAUGUCAUACCAGAUGGCUUACGAGAACUAAUGAGUGAUAUUUCAAGGGAAGUAUUAAGAAGCCAACCUGAAGAUACAUACACUUUCAUUGCUGAUUACUUGGACGCUUUAUUGAUAACCAGAGAAAAUGCCAGGGUCGCUGCAAGAUUGGUCCAAAGCUUAACAGAAAUGGCCGUGACAACAGCAACAUUCCUAGAAGAAACCGGUAUGCCAAGGGAUGAAAUUGAUAAUAUAGUGGGAGCUAUACAGAAAACCUUUAGAAAAAGUAUCGAUUCCGACGAAGAAGUAAAGGAAAAUGUUGACGAAACACAAAUUGUGUUAGAUAUUUUGAAUGAGAUACAGGUUUCACAAGAAAAGGCUGAAAUUGCAGCGAUCAUUAUUCAGCAGGCCUAUAAAAGAUUUAAGGAGCGCAAAGAACGAGAGAAGCUUCUGUUAGCAGGCAUGGUGGACUGGCGUGUAGCUGCUCGAAGUGCUAUUCAGCUAUAUAGAAAAACAGGAGUAACAAACGAAGAGGCUAAUCGUGCAGCAACCCUUAUCAAAGCAGCAUAUAAAGGCUACUACACAAGAAAACUUAUGAAACAAAUGAGUCCCACCUGCGAAAGUAUCGAUUUUUGGGAUCAUUUCGACGCUCUUGAUGAAGAAUAUUAUGGAGAAGAGGACUAUCAAGAAUUGUUCGAUGUGGACUCUGAAAAAGACGAAAGGUCUAGAUCUGUUAAAAUUGAUUAUAAUACUGUGAUUCCGCAUGUCGACUUCGAUACUGAGGUAUCAAACGCCCCUGCUUCUGAUGGACCAAUAAAGUCUCAACUAUCUACUCCAAGCACCAUCGCCAAACAUUCAUUAAGGAUGAUUUUUGAUGCAGCAUUUAGCGCUAUCGAAAAGCAAGCCACUAUUCCAGAAGAACGUGAGUCUAGUUCAGCCGUUUUAGCUGACUUAGCGGAUACAAAUAAUGGAGUUUUUGAGCUUAAACUUACGUCUUCUGAAGCCAAGCAAAGUGGAGAAGUUGACUUUAAUAAAAAGUUAAUAAGUGAGAGCCAAGAACCAAGUUCAUCUGCUAUUGAAAAUAAAAAUUUAUCUAAGAUUUUUGAAAAGGGAAGGAUGGAAGGAGAAGGCUAAAAGAGCUAAGAUAGGAUGACACCAUUUUUAAAUAUUUUGCUUUUGUUUAAAAUAAAUUCUUGAUAUAG